AUGUGCGGCCACGCCGUCCUCUGCCUGGCCCGCUUCGCCCUCGACUUCGGCCUUUGCCCGACGCCGCCCUCGCCCGGCGAGGUGCCCAUCAUCCUCCACUGCCCCUGCGGGCCCGUCACCGCCUUCGCCCGGUGGGACGGGCAGCGCUCCGGCACCCGCACCCGCUUCCACAGCGUGCCCGCCUUCGCCCACGCCACCGAUGUCCCCAUUGAAGUUCCUGGAUAUGGAAAAGUAAUUGUGGAUGUUGGCUACGGUGGCACUUUCUAUGCAUUUCUCAGUGCUGACCAGUUAGGGCUCGAUGUUAAUUCUUCAAGGAUCCAGGAUCUGGUGGAUGCAGCCUCUGCCGUAACAGAAGCAGUGAAGGCUCAGUACAAAGUUUGCCAUCCUGUAAUUGAAGAUGUGGCUUUCAUUUAUGGAACUAUACUCACAGAUGGAAAAGAUGAAUUCAGAGAUGAACCAACCAGCAACAUAUGUGUGUUUGCAGAUGCACAGGUUGACCGAAGUCCGACUGGGUCAGGUGUGACAGCUCGUAUUGCCUUGCAGUACCAUAAAGGACUAAUUCAGCUGAAUCAGACCAGGACCUUCAGAAGCAGUUCAACCGGCUCCUUGUUCACUGGAAAAGCAAUAAAGGAAACGAAAUGCGGUGAUCACAAUGCUGUUAUAGUAGAAGUCUCGGGAGAAUCUUUUUAUACCGGAACAUCAACAUUCACUUUUGAAGAGGAGGACCCCCUGAAAUAUGGUUUCUUUCUGAAAUAACCACUGCUGUUUUGCUUCAGUUCUGCCAGUCACUGAGAUCAGAAAAGUGCAUGUCAAAUUUAUUGUUUUUUUAAAAAAUGGGUAUUGACCCAUUAUCAUUUACUGUCCAUUAAUACUCAAAUUCCAUUUCACAUGGAAUUUAGAAGUUUCCUGUUUCUGCAGAACAAGAAAGGAGGUGAUAUAACAAAUAAAAGAUUGACCUUUGCACCAUUUAGGUUUUAACUUUAUCUUACUAUCACUUCUCACCUCCUCCCAACAAACUGGCCCUUAUUUUGGCUGUCCUUCUGCAGACAUGUGAAGACCUUUCUCCUCAGGCAGGCUCUCCCUCAAAGAUUGGCUG
Molecule: messenger RNA, 1096 nt
Organism: Pogona vitticeps (central bearded dragon)
Lineage: Eukaryota; Metazoa; Chordata; Lepidosauria; Squamata; Agamidae
Gene: L3HYPDH
Product: trans-L-3-hydroxyproline dehydratase
Molecular function (GO): hydro-lyase activity
Source: RefSeq, a predicted model, not a curated record